GGGUGCAAGAGAGAGGUGAGUGCUGCUGCAGAUCAGCGUUUAGCCUUGCUGAGGAGUUAAACGCUUCACAGCAUCACAUCGUCACCAUCCAGGCAUUAAUCCUGUUGUGAUAGCCAUGUUCUCAAAGGAGCUCCAGCCUCUGAUCUUUGUGGCAUUUAUCCUGACUUCUGCUCUCUCGGUAUCUUCCUCGCCUGCUGGCAUAGAGAAAGGAAGGAGGAAAGUGGUGCAUGUUCUUGAGGACGACACUGGAGCCGUGAUUGUGCAGACUGCCCCUGGUAAAGUGGUGACACAUCGGGGUGGCUCCAUCACUUUGCCCUGCAGAUUCCAUCAUGAGCCGGAGAACGUUGAUCCUGCUCGCAUCAGGAUUAAAUGGACCAAAGUGACGGACACGCUGCAGUUCGAGGACGUCUUUGUAGCACUGGGAAAGCAGCAGCGUGUGUUUGGAUCGUAUCGUGGCCGUGUGUUUCUGGAGCAAGCAGGACCAGGCGACGCAUCGGUGAUCAUCCAAAAUGUCACGCUGGAGGACUAUGGACGCUACGAGUGUGAGGUCACUAACGACAUGGAAGACGAUACAGGAUUUGUCAACCUUGACUUAGAAGGAGUGGUCUUUCCCUACUAUCCCCGUGAGGGGCGCUACAAGCUCAACUACUACCAGGCUGAGGAUGCUUGCAAAAAGCAGGAUGCCAUUCUAGCUUCUCAUUCUCAACUGCACAAGGCAUGGCUGGAGGGACUAGACUGGUGUAAUGCUGGAUGGCUGGAGGACGGCUCAGUUCAGUACCCUAUCUCUCAUCCCAGGGACGAGUGCGGACGUAAGGACACCCCAGCUGGUGUUCGAAACUACGGCUAUAGGCACAAAGAAGAUGAGCGUUAUGAUGCUUUCUGCUUCACUUCCAAGCUCAACGGCAAAGUGUAUUUCCUCAAGCGCUUCAAGAAGGUGAACUAUGCGGAGGCGAUUAAGGCGUGCAUUCGAGACGGUUCAGUGGCGGCCAAAGUGGGUCAGCUUUAUGCAGCGUGGAAGUUUCAACUCCUGGACCGCUGUGAAGCAGGCUGGCUUGAGGAUGGCAGCAUUCGGUACCCCAUAGUCAACCCCCGUUCUCGCUGUGGAGGAUCCCAGCCAGGAGUCCGAAACCUUGGCUUCCCUGAUAAAAAAUUCCGCCUCUACGGAGUCUACUGUUUUCGUGAAAACAAGGAUGAAGCAGUGGGUGGAACUGGGAAGACAAAAAGCACUAUAGCGAGUUUGACAAAGAGGAAGAGCAGCAACAGCAUCCCCGUGAACGCCACAAAGGUGAUUUAAAGUAGGAAGACUGAGAGCAGGAGGGGGAUGCAAUUUCAGAUUUGACUGUCGCCUAGCAGCCAGAUUUCAUUCAUCACAUUUAAAAAAAAGCAAAAAACACUCAGAGACAAGAUGCACUCAUUUGCAGAAUUGCCAGAGAGAAGAACAAGGCUGUGUAAAAUUAAGGAUGACAUCUUUAUAAGGGUGGUUUUCCUUUCGUUUUGAGUCAUUCAGCUAUCACGAGUGACUGUUAGCACAUCUGUACCCGGAAAACUGCAAGAAUUAAUAGCGGCUUGAUCAUCACUCAGAUCAGAGAGUCUAACAUAAAUGAUCUUGUUUACAUGUGUGAGUGAAUCAUGCUUUGGACCCCGCUGUGAUCCUGAUGCCAGGGUGAAAAUAUUCAUUACUGAGAGAGAAAUGGGAUGAGCUGCAUGGCAGGCAGAAAAAAAAAUAUCCAAGAUUCACAGUUUUUAUUGUACCUGCCUAUAUCUGAUUGGUUGCUUGGUGAGCAACCCUCUGCACAAUGUCAUUAAGACCUCACAAUCGCAUCCUUAGAGCUGAAGAACAAGUAGUAAAUGCUGAACUAGAAUAAUUGCACUUUAAACACAUAGUCCUUUAUUAAGGCAGCACCUUAACGAAAACCUAAGCAAGCAUGUAUUGUUUGGCUGCGAGUAGAUCACAGGGCUGAAUUAACAUGAACACAAGCUACAGUAAUUGCUGUUGACUGCACAGAGCCACCGAUUGCACUGUCAUUGCUAAAUGCAGUGAUCUUUAUAACUGAGGAUGUUUGCAACUACUGAAUGAAUGGAUAUUCAAGAAGAAAAUAAAAGUUUUGGUUUGAA
Molecule: messenger RNA, 2115 nt
Organism: Maylandia zebra (zebra mbuna)
Lineage: Eukaryota; Metazoa; Chordata; Actinopteri; Cichliformes; Cichlidae
Gene: hapln4
Product: hyaluronan and proteoglycan link protein 4
Biological process (GO): cell adhesion; central nervous system development; glial cell differentiation
Cellular component (GO): perineuronal net; synapse
Molecular function (GO): hyaluronic acid binding
Source: RefSeq, a predicted model, not a curated record